AUGAGCCGGUGUGCACGGAGCGGUGUGCACGGAGCGGGUGUGCACGGAGCAGGUGUGCACGGAGCGGUGUGCACGGAGCGGGUGUACACGGAGCGGGUGUGCACGGAGCAGGCCCUGGACCAGGAGGCAGAUUCCCGCCCUGGACGGCUGCUGCCGGGUGGGUGCCGGGGCCCUCCCCGGGGCCGGCGUGGGGUGCGCUGUGCCACCAGCAAGGCCCAGGCCUUCACGGAGACGGCGGGGAGCCCUGCCCCACAGCGGCCAGCCGCAGCGAGCCGGGCCGGGGGGCGCUGGAAGGUGCCCACGGACGGGAGGGCGCCCCGUCGCCAGGCCCUGCUCGGGGACCCUGCUGCCUCCAAGCCGCCCCCUCCCAGCCCGCUAGGGGAGUUCCGGAUGGGGGCUCCUCUCCCCAGGCCGCGGUGGAAGCAGGAGCUGCCCAGGCCGGUCGGCCUGGGCGGGGGCCGGGCCAGGCAGCGCUUGCUGAGCAGCCGGCUGCCGCCCCCCGGCUCUGGAAGAACGGGCAGGGGCCGGCUGGUCCCAGAGGCCGGCGGCGCCCUCCGGCCGCCCCCGCAGCCCGCGCAGGGGCCGUCCAGCGUCCUCGGCGUCCGGGGGGGCCCCCGCAGCCUGCUCUGCUUCCUCCCAGGGCACCCGGAGCCGGAGGUGACCUGGUACAAGGACGACCAGGAGCUGGACCGCUACUGCGGCAUGCCCAAGCCCCUGCUGCGACACCCACACCCCCCGCCCGGCGGAGACACGGCCCUCAGGACGGCCCCCCGCAGGGGCCAGCCGGCCGCGGGGCCCCGAGAGAGGUACGAGGAAGGCCGGAGCCCCUGCAGCGACUGGAGGCCUGCGGAGAGCAGCGGCCACGGAAGCCAGGCCAGCCCGGAGCCCACCAGAUGGAGGAGGCUGCAGCCGGCCCUGCGAGCCAGGCGCCUGUGCCGGGAGCACGCCCAGCUGUGGCGGUGGAUCUUCUGGGGCCUGCUGUGCGCUGGGCCGGGAGUGCUCGCUCGGCAGCCACGGGGCCUCGUGCUGGCCAGCAACUCUCAUGGGCAGGGCCGCGAGUGUGGGGUCCAGCGGGCGCGGGCAGAGACGCCGCCGGAGGCCGCAUCUGGGAAGCUGCAGCCUGAAGCUGUGGCGGCCCCAAGCCGAGGAGGCCACGUCCAGCUGGAGGAACACGAGGAGGCCGUGUCCACAUCGCGCUCGUCCGGCCGAGCCCAAGCGCAGAGGGUGUCCUGGCGGGCCGUGUCCUGGGGCCUCGCGCUGCAGUUUGCGCUGGGGCUCUUCGUCAUCAGGACGGAGCCGGGGUUUGUCGCGUUCCAGUGGCUGGGCGACCAGAUCCAGGUCUUCCUGAGCUACACCGUGGCGGGCUCCAGCUUCGUGUUUGGGGAGACGCUGGUCAAGGAGGUCUUUGCCUUUCAGGUGCUGCCCAUCAUCGUCUUCUUCAGCUGUGUCAUGUCGGUUCUCUACUACGUGGGCCUCAUGCAGUGGGUGAUCCUAAAGAUCGCCUGGCUGAUGCAGGUCACCAUGGGCACCACAGCCACCGAGACGCUGAGUGUGGCAGGGAACAUCUUCGUGAGCCAGGUGGGGCUGCCAGGAGGGGCCCGGCCCGGUGCACUGGCAGAGUCGGGGGGCCCUCCCAGAGAGGCCGAGGUGGCCGAGGGACGCUCCAUCUGGGGUGGCGCGACUGUCCACAUCGACGCUGCGUCCCUGGUCGCAGCCUCGGUGAUGGCCGCCCCCUGUGCCCUGGCCCUGUCCAAGCUGGUCUACCCCGAGGUGGAGGAGUCCAAGUUCAAGAGUGAGGAGGGAGUGAAGCUCUCCUACGGAGACGCCCAGAACGUCCUGGAGGCGGCCAGCACCGGGGCGGCCGUCUCCGUGAAGGUCGUGGCCAACAUCGCGGCCAACCUCAUCGCCUUCCUGGCCGUGCUGGCCUUCAUCAACGCCGCCCUCGCCUGGCUGGGGGACAUGGUGGACGUCCAGGGGCUCAGCUUCCAGCUCCUGUGCUCCUACGUCCUGCGGCCCGUGGCCUUCCUGAUGGGCGUGGCCUGGGAGGACUGCCCGGUGGUGGCCGAGCUGCUGGGCAUCAAGCUGUUCCUGAACGAGUUCGUGGCCUACCAGGAGCUCUCGCAGUACAAGCAGCGCCGGCUGGCGGGGGCCGAGGAGUGGGCGGCCGGCCGCAAGCAGUGGAUCUCCGUCAGAGCAGAAACCCUCACGACCUUUGCCCUCUGUGGGUUCGCCAACUUCAGCUCCAUCGGCAUCAUGCUGGGAGGCCUGACCUCUCCCCGUGUCUCCCUGAGGCUGAUUCGCAAGCGACUACUCCCACCCCGGCUUGGCCUUUCUGCCCCACCUCCGGGUCGGCCGCAAGGAGGCCGGCGCCAGGCUGAAGGGCCAGCGCAGUGUGCUGCUCGAGGGCAGACUGAGACGGAGCCCCGGGGGCCCGCGGCCACUGCCCCCCAGUAA
Molecule: messenger RNA, 2454 nt
Organism: Condylura cristata (star-nosed mole)
Lineage: Eukaryota; Metazoa; Chordata; Mammalia; Eulipotyphla; Talpidae
Gene: SLC28A1
Product: solute carrier family 28 (concentrative nucleoside transporter), member 1
Exons: 18
Coding region: 1-2454 (817 amino acids)
Biological process (GO): uridine transmembrane transport; nucleoside transmembrane transport; cytidine transport
Cellular component (GO): membrane
Molecular function (GO): pyrimidine- and adenosine-specific:sodium symporter activity
Source: RefSeq, a predicted model, not a curated record